Messenger RNA from Trematosphaeria pertusa, 2247 nucleotides. RefSeq lists its product as uncharacterized. The transcript is spliced from 2 exons. Gene Ontology annotation, biological process: 7-methylguanosine mRNA capping; dephosphorylation. NCBI's taxonomy places the organism in Eukaryota, Fungi, Ascomycota, Dothideomycetes, Pleosporales, Trematosphaeriaceae. Gene Ontology annotation, molecular function: mRNA guanylyltransferase activity; protein tyrosine/serine/threonine phosphatase activity. Bases 1 to 2247 code for a protein of 748 amino acids. The record is from RefSeq and is a predicted model, not a curated record.
AUGGAGCCUCAUUCGCGUCUCUGCUUCUCCCAGAAUGGCACGUUUCGUCUUCCACAGGCCCUCGUCCAUCUGCUGAGGACGGCCCUUGCUGGCGAGCCAGACCACGCACCGACACAGCAUUACACCGACCUUUCUCUCUGGCAGAAUAUAAGACGCCCCCUCUAUCGUCUGAUCUCACUCCUUAAUCCCUUCGUUGGCCGAGGAGACAGCAGCACUUCCAUCUUGGUGGGCAUGGUUAAGCUGACGGCACUCUGCGGUAUCGGUUCUGCGCUCUGGAUAUGGCGCCAAAACAACAAGAAAGGAAAGGCCGCCUCUUCCUCGGGCGGCUCUAUCCAUGCAUCAGAUGCUGUUGGCGCUGAUGCUGCUUCCACUGACCCUGGAUUGCUUAAGAAACAUUCUACUAUCCGAUCGUACACGGUCCCGUCUACCGGCUUCACCUACCCCGGGAUCCGUACCUUUUAUCGGCCACAUCCUCAAGAGAGUAAACUUCCGCAGAAGCCCUAUCCCGUCCCGCUUCUGGUCUUCAUCCAUGGCUUGGGUGGUUCCGCAGCGCAGUUCCACCCCAUCCUGAUCAGUCUGUCCAACCUCGCCUCGUGCCUGGCCAUUGAUCUCCCUGGAUGCGGCCUUUCUACAUUCGAACCGAAAGCUUGGGACGCCUACACUACCGAAGCCCUGGUACGGCUCCUGGCUGUCAUCAUAGAAGCGCACAGAGACCGCAGUGACGGCCAAACCGUCGUCUUGAUCGGCCAUAGCAUGGGUUGCUCCCUCGCCGCCAUGCUUGCCUCUCCCGCUUCGCCCUACGCGCACCUCAUCUCGGAGCAUGUCGGCGGACUUGUCGCCAUCUGCCCGAAAGCGGAUCCGCCGACUCCGAAGCAAUGUCGCUCGUUAAGAAUAAUGAGUGCGGUACCGGCUUCCUUCUUCGACCUGUAUAGGAAAUGGGAUCGCAGGGGAGGGCUCAACAGCGCGAGCGUGCUCCGCAUGACCGGCCCAGAUGCUGAUGAGGAAACUAAGAGGCUGCAGCUUCGGUUUAACAAGCAGAGCCGGACCGAGGUAUGGGGACGAAUGGCGCGAGGCAUGUGCCCCGAUUACUCGAAAGGCGCCCCACGAGGCGGUCUCCCCGGGAAAGAGGUCUGGGCUGGCGUGGACCUCCCCGUCUUCCUUGCUGUUGGCGAAGCCGAUCAUAUCACACCCAGUGAGAAUGUUCGGCGGAUUGUCAGCUUCCUGGGCAGGGACGUUUCUGCUAUCGAGCCCCCGAGUGAGAAGGCUAGCUUGCCCAUUGCGGCUGCUCCCUUUGAUCCAGCUAUCAUCGAUCCUGAGAUGAUGGAACGCAAGCAUCAAGACUCCGGUGUCGACGCAAGCGAUCUCGCAGCUCUUGCAGACGAGGCUACAGUGCCCGAUUCAUCGGCUGCAACCACUGCUGAUGGAAGCUCAGUUUAUUCGGAGGGUAUAUCUUCGGCCGGCGAAAGUAUGACGAUCACAGACGCACCGCGCGCUUCUGACGAGGCAGCACGUAGCCCGAGGGCCCCUACGCCCUAUCCCCGCCGCUUGGUCGUCAAGACCGCGAUCAUGCCGAAGCCCGCCGCCCAUUCGCUCCUCUUCUCCCCAUCCAGCUCUCGAAUCAUCUCCGGCCUCAUUGGCAACUUCCUCGCUGACCACAUCGAUCGCCGCCUCUCACUAGCCUGGCAGCUACAAUACCUUUCUACGGAAGGGAAAUGGGACGUCAAGAAUUUGGAAAAAUGGAAGGCUGUUCAGCCCGUCUCGCUUCCCAUUGCCGACGUCUUCCGCGCUAUGAAGACGCUCCGCGAAGUCGAUGAGAAGCACUCGCCUAAGAUAUUCGUCCAAGAGUGGGCAGGGAAGCUGCGCGCUGUCGUCGACAUCAGCCACGACUCGCCGGUUUACGAUCCGAAGGGACUUGAGGAAGGUGGCAUUGCGUACUACAAGUUUCCGACCGUCUCGAAGCAACCGCCAACCAAAGACGAGGUGAAGUCCUUCAUCGAGCUCAUCGACAAGAUCCGGGGUGAACAACCGGAUGGGGCGAAAGGAAUGAUUGGCGUUCAUUGCCACUACGGCUUCAAUCGCACCGGCUUCUUCGUUGUUUCGUAUCUCAUCGAGAGGCUUGGAUACAAGGUCCAGGAUGCGAUCGACACCUUCCAGCAAGCGCGGCCACCCGGGAUUCGACACGAUCACUUUAUCGACGAGCUGCAUGUGCGAUAUUGCAGCGGGCUGAAGAAAGCACCUACGCUGUAA